UUGGCUUCUGGGUCUCCGGGAAGAUGACCCAAGGUCCAUUAGUCACAAAAGGCUGUGUACUGAAAUACAUUUCUGGAGUGGCGCACCUCCUGUGGAUCUGCAUUCACUCUUUCCAAGCUGAAUCAAGUUAAGAGGAAAACAAAUAUCCCCAUUUCCAGCAACUGCCAGCUGAAUGGCUGGCUGGUGUGGCAAUCAUGAAGACUGCCUACUUUUCCAUUCCCAUUCUCCAGCUAUCUGUGCAGAAUGCUGACUGGGCCUUGUGGCAAUCAUGAAUUCACUUCUAUCUCAUCUCCUCUUCAAGCAGUCUUCCAAGUUUAAGGAAAAACUAACUGGCCUUUAAAUAAAAAAAAAGUUCCUGUACAAACAUCUAACUGAAUCAACAAAUGUUUUUUAAAAGAUGAUAACCUGCCUAAAACAUGACAGAAUACGUGAACAUCUGCACAGGAACUGGAAGAAGAUACAAGCAUCAGUUGAGGAGCAAAGGCAAUGUGGAAGUCCUGUCCAGGGCCUAUACGAGGGUCAGCAUCAACUGGUCCAAGUCCAAUUUGAGCCCAGUCACUCCGCCAGCUCCAGACUGACACAAUAACCUGCCCACUCCCCUAACUCCUACCCAGGCUGGCAUGCUGACUGCAGCUGUGGUAUUGGGGCCUAUGCUCCGUUAAGCCCUAACAGGCCACAGCCAAAAUGCAUGGGAUGAGGCAAUUUGGGCUACAGUCAAGCAAGAUUCUAGUUAUGUGAACCCUGUAAUUAAAUAUCUGAUUUUUAUCACAGAUUCAGAUCUGGCCUUAGGCCAACUUGUAAUCUCUCUCAAUAUUUCUUGUUGAGCCUGCUUUUCACAAUCUGCUCUACGUUUCCCCAAAAAUGAUCAAUAUAAGAUAAACUUCUCCUGACAUUGCGUAUGCAGUCUCAGCAACCCCUCCCCCCGGGAGCCAGACUACAACAAACAUUUUGAGAUUAAAAUUGGGCACAACUUUAUUUAUUUAUUUCAGCCGUAGGUAAACCUUGGCAUAGGCAUUGGGAGUGUAUCCCUCUCAGCCCCCUGCUGGCUUCUCUUCAGGGGUCUGAGGCAUGACAGGGUCAGCUGGGGGGGGGUGCGGAAUCAGGCCAUUGCAAAACAUGGCGGUUUACACAGAUGUUUCCUCCACCCAAGGCACUGAGGCAGCACUAGGGACCAAGUUGUUGGGCCUGACCUACAUCUACAGCCAGAAUAGCGCAAUGUGCCAAGUCAAAUGGGAGCCAGCAGUAGCACAAAGUCAAUGGUGGAUUUACUCACAAGAAAAAUGAACAGAAGGAAUAAUACUAUUGACAGUAUCAAGGCAUCAUAUACUAUUCCAUCAACAGUUUUAAUUGUUAAUGUGCAAACUCUGGAAUAUUCAUACAAAAGAAUAUGACAACCUCCCCUUCUGCAUUGUGUUUUGCUAUAGGCAUUGAAGCAUCUGCAAUUAUGAUUAAGUCUAAUGAACAAAUGUAGAAGUAGGUCCUUCUAUUUCCAAAAUAAGUCUUUAUGCUGAUGGAGUAAUAACAUUAUCAAGUCCUCUAAUGCCAGCACAAUAUAUUCUCCAAAAGCAUCAGAGAUUUUGAAGAAGGUUGAAGGUACAGUAUGAAUAUGAUAAAUAUGUAUCCUAAUAUUUUGUAACUGAUUUGUCUGAAAAAAUAUUACACACACAGGUGAAUGUAAUAUGAAAAAAGUAUUUUAGAUCUGUAUCGGCACAGUAUACAGGGUGGCCCCAAAGUAGGUAUACAGCUGAAUCAAUGAAAUUAAUCACAACUGAUUAUAUGGAUACACAUAGUUGGCACACAACAAAGUGGCAGUAAAUUUCAGGCUGGCAGUUGGAAAGAAUAGUGGAGUAGAUAAAAGGGUUAUUUUUCUUUACUGAUAUUGUGAAUGAUGACAGUGAACUUGAGUCAAGAACAAAGGAAGUGGAUUCUAAAGCAGUAUAUCUACUUUUGGGCCAACCCGUAAGCAGUGCUUUUUCUUCUUCUUCUAAAAAAAUGUUUAGGGGUACUCUCAUUUUGACUCAAGAAAAUAUAGUUAAAAUCGGGGAAAAUAAAUACAGUAAAUGGACCAAAGUACAAAGAUUCACAAAAUGUUUAGGGGUAUGCGUCCUCUUGCGUCCCCCCAGAAAAAAAGCACUGCCUGUAAGUUUGUUAAGUGUUGGAUACAGAACCGAUCAACCAAAUAAAAAACAGCAAAUUUGAUCUAAUUUUGGAUAGUUCACGAUCUGACGUCAAAAAAAGAUCUAUUUCAGCUCUAUUAUAUAGCUCUCAUAGACAAGACGGUUGAUUAAAAACAAGGAUGGUGUAAAUAGGCAGAAUCUCAACAUGUAAGUCAGGACAUUUUGUUUAUUACAAAACAUGAAUAUUAUUAUUUUCCUUUCAAUUCUGAAGAUAUAGCAACAUGUGUGUUUGCUUCAUAUACUCAGCUGUGGGAGAAGCAAAUUGGACGUUUCUGCUCAGAGAGUGGGGCAUUGUUCAUCUGAUAGCUUCUUUACCAGGAAGAACUCUGAGCUUCUUAUCAGAAGCAGGACACAGAAAAAACAGCUCAUUUUUUCUUAACAGAUUCAUUCUAUUCUUCAUUGGCCCUCCCACAAUUUUUCUAGGAGUUACUUAAAAACAGAGAGAGAGAGGGAAGGAGGGAGCACAGGGAUGUGUUAAGGAAGUAAUUCUGACUUCAAUUUAGUAUCAUUUCUCUCUCUCUACGGAACACAAUACACACAGGAGGAACUUUUCAGACAAAAGGAAGUAAAAGCAGGAGACUGAAUCAGUGCAGGGAGAAAUCAUGGAGCCAUUCCAUUGGGUGUUCUCCAUGCUCAUGGCCAUAUGGAAUAACCUCAUGUUGCUGGUUAUACUAUUCUUUUUGUUAACUCUAUCCUUUGAUUUUAUGAAGCGUAGGAAGCCUUGGAGCAACUACCCGCCAGGGCCUAUUUCCUUGCCCUUUAUUGGCACCCUUUUGCAGAUUGAUAUGAGGAAGCCUCAUCUUUCUUUCACUCAGCUGUCUAAGAAGUACGGGAACAUUUACAGCCUGCAAGCCUUCUAUACCAAUGUCGUGGUGGUGAAUGGAUUCAAGCUAGUGAAAGAAGCUUUAGUCCACAAGUCAGAGGAUUUUGCUGAUCGUCCUGAUAUGCCUGUCCAGAGUUAUUUGGCAGGAUACAAGCAAGGACUGGUAUUUGCAAAGUAUAAUUAUGCCUGGAAGGAGCAGAGGAGGUUUCUUGUCUCAAACUUGAGAGAUUUCGGAAUGGGGAAGAAAUCCCUGGAAUGGCAAAUGAUUGAGGAAGCUGGCCAUCUGUGUUCUGCAUUCCGCGCUGAGGGAGACCAUCCAUUUGACCCUCAGUUUAUUAUAAACAAUGCAGUUAGCAAUGUGAUCGCCUCUAUGACUUUUGGCUAUCGCUUUGACUACAAAGACCAGAAAUUCCAGGAGCUGCUGCACUUAUUUGAAGAAUGCAUUCAAGAUGCAUCAGGAUUGUGUACUCAGCUCAUUAAUAUGAUACCUUGCUUGCUGCACAUCCCACCACUGGAACAGAUAGUCUCUAAACACCACAUGGGUUUGUACAACUACAUAGAAAACAUUCUGAAGGUGCACGUGAAAACCUGGGAUUCAUCCUGCAGGAGGGACAUCAUUGAUGCUUUUCUGGAAGAAAUAGAAAAGAGGAAGAAAGAUGUGAAGACAAGUUUCAAUCGUGACAUCCUUCGUCUAAUAAUUACUGAACUUUUUGCUGCUGGCACUGAAACUGUUGCCACCACUCUGCGCUGGGGCCUGCUGUACAUGAUCCAAAAUCCAGAAGUCCAGAGUAAAGUCCAAAAAGAAAUUGAUGAUGUGAUUGGCAAGAACAGGUCAGCCACCAUGGGGGACCAGGCAUCCAUGCCUUACACUCAUGCUGUGAUAAAUGAAAUUCAGCGAUUUGCUGAUGUUUCUCCAUUGAUGCUGCCUCACAUGGCGUACCGGGACACGACAUUACAAGGCUUCUUCAUCCCAAAGGGUACCACGGUCAUCUUCAACCUGUCAUCUGUACUGAAGGAUGAAACUGUGUGGGAGAAGCCUUAUGAGUUUUACCCAGAGCAUUUCCUUAAUAAAAAGGGGGAAUUUGUGAAACGAGAGGGCUUCCUGCCUUUCUCAGCAGGUUUGCGUGUAUGUCCAGGAGAACAGCUAGCCAGGACAGAGCUCUUCCUCUUCCUCACCAGCCUCCUUCAGCAUUUCACCUUCUGCUUCCCAGAAAACCAGUCUAAACCUCAACAAGAAUCUCGCUGUGGCUUGACAGUAGCGCCACCCCCCUUGCAGAUCCGGGCUAUUCCAAGAUAACUAUAGAUACCUGCAACGCACUUGUGCUGCACUCAAACUUUUACCCUAUCAUAUGGUUACUGAAAUCUCACAGGGUGACCCAGAUAUUCACUUUCUCUCCUAGUUCAUUGGAAUUUAAAUCUCACUUUGAACAAUGACUCUUUUUGUUCAGAAUUUCUAAAAGCAUGCACAGUGGUACCUUGGGGUGAGAACGGGAUCUGUUCCAGAGCCCCGUUCGCAUCCUGAAUGGAAUGUAAGACGCGACGGCAUGUCUGCGCGUGUGCGGGUCGUGUUUUGCUGCUUCCGCACAUGCGUGUGACGUCAUUUUGAGCAUCUGCACAUGCGCGAGCGGCGAAACUCGGAAGUAAUGUGCUCCGUUACUUCCGGGUUGCUGCGGAGCACAACCCAAAAGCGCUCAACCUGAAGCACAUUCAACCCGAGGUAUGACUGUAUAUUGCCUGGUCCUUUUAAACCAUGAUGGGGCAAAGAAAUUUGAAUGAGCUGUAUUCAGAAAUAUAUCUUUCCCUUAUUAUUUUCAAUCAAGUGAUUGCGUAUCUUAUUAAACUGAUUUUGUUCAUAUUA
Molecule: messenger RNA, 4858 nt
Organism: Podarcis raffonei (Aeolian wall lizard)
Lineage: Eukaryota; Metazoa; Chordata; Lepidosauria; Squamata; Lacertidae
Product: cytochrome P450 2D6
Exons: 9
Coding region: 2780-4297 (505 amino acids)
Biological process (GO): arachidonate metabolic process; xenobiotic metabolic process
Cellular component (GO): intracellular membrane-bounded organelle; cytoplasm
Molecular function (GO): heme binding; oxidoreductase activity, acting on paired donors, with incorporation or reduction of molecular oxygen, reduced flavin or flavoprotein as one donor, and incorporation of one atom of oxygen; iron ion binding
Source: RefSeq, a predicted model, not a curated record